UGACCCUUGGAGCUCGGAGGUGACCCCUCUCUGCGCGGCCGGCCUUGAGCGGCUUCUCAGCAUCCCGGCCCUGGCCCUGGCUCGGGAGAGCCGCGGUCUCUUUGUCCCUGCCUUUCCUCUCUUCAUUUCGUCUUCCAGCUCAGAGAAGCAGCGACCUCGGGGGCAUUAAUAUUUCAGGAUCAUGAUGCUGGGAGCCAGCUGUGAUGGAGCCACCUCAGAGGUUUCUAAGCCUGAAAAAGAUGUCGAGCCAGAUGCAGAGGUAUGCUCAGAGAUCCCAGGAGGCCAAGUCCCUGGGUCCAAGCCCAAGUCUGGAUCGGGGCCUGAGGCUGAGGCCAGCCCUUUGGACUUCAUAGUGGCCACAGAAAGGGAAUUUGAGGAGGUGCUGGCCAUCUUGGGUGUGUGUGGUGGGGGGUAUCUACGGCGACCUGACUACCUUCCCAGCCGCUACCACAGCGGGCUCUAGGAUCCCGACCACAGAGCAGUGCCGGCCAAGUGCAACGAACAGGGACCGAUGCUCCCAGGGUCUGGAGCAUCUCAAGCGGUGGGAGAGACGCCCGUGAAUGAUCUUUCUGCAGGCUCUCGAAUCCGAGACCCGGACGCUGAAGAGAGCUCCUUGGGCAGGUCACGGGUCUGGCCUGGCGCCCCAGUGGGAUGGCGACGGAGUGCGCAGCGUGUGAGAAGAGGCGAGUCCUUUGAACCGAGAGCCCCGUCGGAGAGCAACCCCCACCGCCAGCAAUGGCCUCGGUUGCAGAUCGCGAGGGAGUCGGUACACGGGAUCGACGCCGGGGAGACGGCGCCCCCGGAGCGCCCCGGAGACCGGCUGCUAGAGCACUUCUGUUCGCAGCUGGUAAGACAGCACCCGGGGAUCAAAGUGGCCCGACUCAGCAGGGACGAUCAGCUGGGGCCCCGGAAGCUGAAGAAAUUCCGCCUAAUCACCAAGCAGAACAAAGGAGCUCGGAGGCCAGGCCUCUCCUCAAGGGGCCUCUGGGCUUUGUCCCCUCUCAUGCAGUCAGUCACCGCCUUUCUUUCGCUGCCCGCUCUGCCCAGUGGAGGCGCCCAUGAUCCCUGCCCUGGGAAUCCCAGUCCUUACCCAGGCCCUUUUGCCCAGGGGAAAUCAAACAUCUUCCACUUUCAGUCUUUAAACCCUCAAUCCUUACUCUGGGAGGCUGGAGCCCAGGCGCCCAGGCUUCGCCCACACCCCCAGUUCCCCGACUACUCCACGUCCAUCUGCUGUCCUCGGGGAUCCAGGUAUCCGAAGGCCUUGCCUCUGGCUCCUCCUUGCUCUCACAUACCUUACCCCACCCGGCCUCGCACCAUCGGCCCUCCCCAGGGACCCAGAUGGGAGCCCAUGGGUGUGACUGUGGAAGUGAAGAAGCCCAGAGGCGCCAGGCUCUCAGCCCUCCUGCCGCCCAGAGCCGUGCUCGCUCGUGCCCCACGCAGUGCAUCCUUUUGGUCCAAUUCAACUCGUCGGCGCUGCUCCAGCGUCUUCUCGCAGCCUCCCCGGCAGGCUGGUGGUGACCUGGCACGCCUCCUGUGUCGCCCUCCUUGCAGCGCGACGGGAGGAACCAUCCAGGAGUGGCCACCCUACUGGCCGAGUGAGAGUAACCUGCGCCUCCUGGCGGCCAAGGGCCUGGAGUGGCGCGUGGACAGCCGCGCGCACCCGUGCUGUCUCACGCUGUGCACGCCCUUCCGAAUCCCGCACCGCGGCGACAGCAUGUGGCGCUUCCUCCGCGUCGACGCCUUCAGCGGCGACGGUGCGCAGAGGCAGAGCCAGCUUCUGUAGCAUCUGCAGCGCCAGAGCCCAUUUCUCCUCAGCGUCGUGUGCCAACUCUUCCCGGCGCCCCAGCUGUGGUCACAGGUGGCUGACUUCCACCAGGCUGGCUGGGGGCUCGCGCUGGUCAAGGGUUGUACUGAACAGUAGUUGCUGGAGCCCGACAACUAA
This is a messenger RNA of Odocoileus virginianus texanus, 1942 nucleotides long. NCBI's taxonomy places the organism in Eukaryota, Metazoa, Chordata, Mammalia, Artiodactyla, Cervidae. The record is from RefSeq and is a predicted model, not a curated record.